Messenger RNA from Sordaria macrospora k-hell, 630 nucleotides. RefSeq lists its product as uncharacterized. The record is from RefSeq and is a predicted model, not a curated record. Gene Ontology annotation, molecular function: GTPase activity; GTP binding. Lineage: Eukaryota; Fungi; Ascomycota; Sordariomycetes; Sordariales; Sordariaceae. Gene Ontology annotation, biological process: vesicle-mediated transport.
AUGGCUUCGGAUGACGCCCUACCUACGCUCAAGAUCCUAUUGAUCGGGCCAUCAGGAGCUGGAAAGUCAGCGUUACUCAUGCGAUAUUGUGAUGAUGAAUUCGAUCCCGAUACGGCGGCUGCAACUAUUGGUAUCGACUUCAAGAUCAAGAGACUUGCGGUCCGUGGCAAGCCAUAUCGGCUGACGCUAUUUGAUACGGCAGGACAAGAAAGAUUUCGAACCCUUUCAACCAGCUUCUAUCGCGGUGCCCAUGGCGUUAUUCUUGUCUACGACAUUUCCAACAGAGCAAGUUUCAUGUCUAUGGAACGAUGGUUUGACGAAGCCAAAUCAAACACCGUAGAGGAUGUGGCUCUGUACUUGGUCGGAGCAAAACUUGACAAAGCAUCUCGCAACCGGGAAGUCACACAAGAAGAAGGGCUAGCACUAGCAGAACAGCACGGUGCCAGUUUCUGCGAAGCAAGCUCCAAAACGAGCGAGAACGUCCGCCGCCCAUUUGUGGAGAUCGUCAACCAGAUCGUGCAGACGCCAGGUCUGCUCACCAACGCCACGGCAAAACGGCGUUCCGGGACGGUUGUGGUUGACAGCACCACCAACAACGGCUAUUUCUCCCUUCCGAACUGCGCGUGCUAA